AUGAACAAGAUAUACAAUGUCAGUUCCAGAGGAUAUUUCAUCCUGAUGGGUUUCUCUGACCAGCCUCAGCUGGAGAAUGUACUGUUUUGGGUUAUCCUGAUUUUUUAUUGCUUGACCAUUGUGGGUAACAUUACCAUCAUCCUGAUUUCCUCCCUGGAACCUAGACUCCAUACGCCCAUGUAUUUCUUCCUCUCCAAUCUUUCCCUACUAGAGCUCUGUUUCACUACCAGCUGUGUUCCUCAGAUGUUGGUCAAUCUCUGGGGGCCAGAGAAGACAAUCAGUUACAUUGGUUGUGCCAUUCAACUAUAUGUUUUCCUGUGGCUUGGAGCCACCGAGUGUAUUCUACUUGUUAUUAUGGCUGUGGAUCGUUCUGUGGCAAUCUGUCGACCACUACAUUAUGUCUCCAUCAUGCAUCCCCGCCUCUGUCUUCAGCUAGUAAUUCUGGCGUGGGGAAGUGGCCUGAUUCAAUCAAUAAUCCAGAUACCAUCUACCUUACAUUUGCCUUUCUGUCUUCACCACAGAGUGGAUGAUUUUGUAUGUGAGAUACCAGCCAUGAUUCGCCUAUCCUGUGGGGACACCACCUAUAAUGAGAUUCAGCUAUCUAUAUCUAGCAUCAUUCUCCUGGUAGUUCCUUUGACUCUCAUCCUGAUCUCCUAUGGUGCCAUCACCAAUGCAAUCCUAGGGGUGAAGUCAACUGCUGGGCAGAAGAAGGCCAUUGGCAUCUGUGGCUCCCACCUUCUAGUGAUAUCCAUUUUUUAUUGUACUGUCACAGCUGUCUACCUUCAACCCAAGAGCCAAUAUAGUCAGAAACAGGGAAAAGUCUUUACUCUCUUCUACACUGUGGUCACUCCCACACUCAACCCUCUCAUAUAUACUUUAAGGAAUAAGGAAGUAAUGAUAGCAUUAAGGCAGCUCUUUUUUUGA
This is a messenger RNA of Vombatus ursinus (common wombat), 924 nucleotides long. RefSeq names its product olfactory receptor 2H2-like. The coding region runs from base 1 to 924 and encodes 307 amino acids. Gene Ontology annotation, biological process: G protein-coupled receptor signaling pathway. Gene Ontology annotation, cellular component: membrane. The record is from RefSeq and is a predicted model, not a curated record. Gene Ontology annotation, molecular function: olfactory receptor activity; G protein-coupled receptor activity. The transcript has 2 exons. NCBI's taxonomy places the organism in Eukaryota, Metazoa, Chordata, Mammalia, Diprotodontia, Vombatidae.